Cynara cardunculus var. scolymus (artichoke) is the source of this 1224-nucleotide messenger RNA. Its product is annotated as calcineurin B-like protein 7. Gene Ontology annotation, molecular function: calcium ion binding; kinase binding. The transcript is spliced from 10 exons. The record is from RefSeq and is a predicted model, not a curated record. NCBI's taxonomy places the organism in Eukaryota, Viridiplantae, Streptophyta, Magnoliopsida, Asterales, Asteraceae. Gene Ontology annotation, biological process: calcium-mediated signaling. The coding region runs from base 522 to 1034 and encodes 170 amino acids.
UUUCAGAAAGGCCAACCAAAACCCUCCUCUCCUAUCUGCGAUCUUGGCGCUGGAAAACGGAAAAUUUCUGCCGCCAAAAUCCACAUUCUCCUUCUGAUAUUAUGAAUUGAAACGAAGAAAUUUAUUUAUAGGGGUUCAAUUCAGCAGAUUGGAUUUGUGGCGUAAAGAUUAUCAACAACUGUUAUCAGUUUGGAGGGUUCUUUGAUCAUAUGCAACUCUGUUUAUUCUUUUAUCGAGAAUUAUAGUGAGAAAUUCAGCCAAGUAUUCGAUCAUGUAAAAUAGGAGAGGUUCAUAUUAUUGUUGGUGUAAUCAUGGGUUGUGGUUUUUCAACCUCCAAGACUUUUAGAAAACAACCUUCUUUUGAUCCUGUUGCGCUUGCUGCGGAGACCCCUUGUGGUUUACAAUUGUGGUUAAGAAGUAUCAUCCAUUAUUGAUGGUUCCAGUGGCAGCUAAUCUAUGUAUGGGUUACCGUGAAUGAGGUGGAGGCUUUAUAUGAGCUAUUUGAGAAACUAAGCAGUUCUAUGGAUGAUGAUGGGCUUAUAGGGAAGGAUGAGUUCCAACUAGCAUUAUUCAGAGAUCAAGAUAAACGGAACCUGUUUGCAGACCGGAUAUUCGAUCUUUUUGACACGAACAGGAGUGGGCAUAUCGACUUCACCGAGUUUGUCCGUUCGUUGAGUGUAUUUCAUCCAAAAGCUCCUCAAGAUGACAAAAUUUUAUAUGCAUUCAGAUUAUAUGAUUUGAGACGCACCGGCUUCAUUGAACGUGAAGAGUUAAAGGAGAUGGUUAUGGCUCUUCUUAAUGAAUCUGAACUCUAUAUAUCAGAUGAUAUGAUUGAAACAAUUGUAGAUAAGACGUUCACAGAUGCAGAUAGUAAAGGUGAUGGUCGGAUUGAUCAUGAAGAAUGGAGAGAAUAUGUCGUCAAAAACCCAUCCUUGUUGAAGAAUAUGACUCUUCCUCAUUUACUGGACAUAACUUUGUCGUUUCCAAGCUUUGUUAUGAACAGCCAGGUAGAGGAGACCCACCCAACAGACUAAGACCUUCCUUCUAUGGAUUCAAGAUGUAACAAUUGUAUCUAAGCUUGAACUUGGUUCAGAUUCAUUCAUUUGGGUUUCUGGGCUUUGUGUUUUUGUUUAUAUGGUGGUCAAUUGUAGCAAAAAAUGAUGAUUUUGGAAGUCUGUUUAUAGAAUCACAAGUACAUGAUGCAUUUGGGUUGGCUUUGUUUGA